AUGGAUGAUUAUGAUGAUUUUUCUGACAACUCUAUUGAAAUUACAAUAAAUGAGUAUCAAGGGAAGGAAUCUCAUAAGGUGGAGAAGAGUGUUAUCAGGUACUUGAAAAACUUGGGCCUUAGAAUGAAUACUAACCCCAUGAUAAAACAAAUACAAUAUGAAAGGUCGAACAAUUAAAUAAUUGAUGUUCUAACUUCAAAAGCCCUGUCUUCUUGUGGUAAUUUUUUGAAGGAAACAGAAACAGAUUAUAAGACCUUAUUCUAAAAAAACCCAUUCUUGCGAAGAAUCAGAAAGCCCAUUAGUCUUUGA
This is a messenger RNA of Paramecium octaurelia, 309 nucleotides long. The record is from the annotation of a GenBank genome assembly. NCBI's taxonomy places the organism in Eukaryota, Ciliophora, Oligohymenophorea, Peniculida, Parameciidae.